This is a messenger RNA of Nycticebus coucang (slow loris), 2870 nucleotides long. RefSeq names its product cyclin I (gene CCNI). Bases 598 to 1731 code for a protein of 377 amino acids. Gene Ontology annotation, biological process: regulation of cyclin-dependent protein serine/threonine kinase activity; mitotic cell cycle phase transition. The transcript has 7 exons. Gene Ontology annotation, cellular component: cyclin-dependent protein kinase holoenzyme complex; cytoplasm; nucleus. The record is from RefSeq and is a predicted model, not a curated record. Lineage: Eukaryota; Metazoa; Chordata; Mammalia; Primates; Lorisidae. Gene Ontology annotation, molecular function: cyclin-dependent protein serine/threonine kinase regulator activity.
UCCCUUCCCCUCCCUCCCCAGCCUUCCCCGCGAGCGGACGCGGCAGCGCCUCUGUCUCGCUUUUUCUUAUUUUUCCCCCCUUUCCCCUUCCUUUUUUUUUCCCCCUUUCCCCCCCUUCUUUUCCUUUCACCAUUUCCCCUAGGAGGCGCGUCCCCCGGGCAGGGGCAGAGCCGGUCUCACCCCCCGCCUCUCCCCGGCCCCCGCCGCCCUAUGGCGAGAGGGAGCCCCCUCCCCACCCGGGCUCGAGCGGCUGCGGUCGGAGGAGCGGCACCGGCGGUGGCGGCGGCGGCCUGAGGCCCGGGGUCAUCAUGGAACUAAUUCGCUGACUGACCCAGCGGCUGCAGCCGUGUGUCCGGCUCGAGCGUCAGCGCCUGCGACCCCCGUCCGGUUCCUCCUCUUCUCCGUCCUCGGUCCGCCCCGUCCUCGUCCGCGUGCCCCGCCGCCGCGCAGAGGAGAAUGAGGCGGUAGCGGGUCGCCGGAUGACCCCGCGUCACCACUGUGAGGCCUACAGCUCUGCGGGGGAGGAGGAGGAGGAGGAGGAGGAAGAGGAGAAGGUAGCUACAUCAAGCUGGGUGGCAGGCAGAUCCAAAGGAUAUCAUGAAGUUUCCAGGACCUUUGGAAAACCAGAGAUUAUCUUUCCUGUUGGAAAAGGCAAUCACUAGGGAAGCCCAGAUGUGGAAGGUGAAUGUGCCGAAAAUGCCUACAAAUCAGAAUGUUUCUCCAUCCCAGAGAGAUGAAGUAAUUCAGUGGUUGGCCAAGCUCAAGUACCAGUUCAACCUUUACCCAGAAACAUUUGCUUUGGCUAGCAGUCUUUUGGACAGGUUUUUAGCUACUGUAAAGGCCCAUCCAAAAUACUUGAGUUGUAUUGCAAUCAGCUGUUUUUUCUUAGCUGCCAAGACUGUUGAGGAAGAUGAGAGAAUUCCACUACUGAAGGUAUUAGCAAGAGACAGUUUCUGUGGAUGUUCCUCAUCUGAAAUUCUGAGAAUGGAGAGAAUUAUUCUGGAUAAGUUGAAUUGGGAUCUUCACACAGCAACACCAUUGGAUUUUCUUCACAUUUUUCAUGCCAUUGCAGUGUCAACUAGGCCUCAGUUCCUUCUCAGUUUGCCCACACUGAGCCCGUCUCAGCACUUGGCAGUCCUCACCAAGCAGCUGCUUCACUGUGUGGCCUGCAGCCGACUUCUGCAAUUCAAAGGAUCCAUGCUUGCUCUGGCCAUGGUUAGUUUGGAAAUGGAGAAACUUAUUCCAGAUUGGCUUCCUCUUACAAUUGAAUUGCUGCAGAAAGCACAGAUGGAUAGCUCCCAGUUGAUCCAUUGUCGGGAGCUGGUGGCACAUCACCUUUCCACUCUGCAGUCUUCCUUGCCUCUAAAUUCCGUUUAUGUCUACCGUCCCCUCAAGCACACCUUGGUGACCUGUGACAAAGGAGUGUUUAGAUUACAUUCCUCCUCUGUCCCAGGCCCCAAUAUCUCCAAGGACAACAGCAAGCCAGAAGUGCCAGUCAGAGGUACAGCAGCCUUCUACCAUCAUCUCCCAGCUGCCAGUGGGUGCAAGCAUACCUCUGCUAAACGCAAAGUGGAGGAGAUGGAAGUGGAUGACUUCUAUGAUGGAAUCAAACGGCUCUAUAAUGAAGACAGUGCUUCAGAAAAUGUGGGUUCUGUGUGUGGCACUGAUUUAUCAAGACAAGAGGGACAUGCUUCCCCUUGUCCACCUUUGCAGCCUGUUUCUGUCAUGUAGUUUCAACAGUACGACAGAAGUGUUACCAUCAAACGCACACAAAGGUAGACUACCCUGGGGAUGAGAACAAGGAAAACCAGGAAAGGUCAUAGAAGGACAUAUACCUUACCAGGCUGAUUGGAAGUGAACCGGGAAAAAAAACCCAAAAAACCCCUUAUUUACUUGUCCAGAUAAUUAUAAUCCAACAUCAUUUAAGCACUUAAAGACCAAAAAAAAUUAUAUUAAAAAAUCCAAAAGAUGCAACAUUUUCUAAAAAAUAAAGUUUAUUUCAGCUGCACUUUUUUCUGCUGAAAUGUAAUGUAGCAUGCCCCAUGUUAAAAAUUCACAUUUAAUGUUUUUUUUAAAGUUCCAAAAUUCAUAGCUAGCAAACUUGUCCCCCGUGUCCUGAUAUAAUUUUCCUCUUUUUUGCUUGCUUCUUCAUUGAGUACUUAAUGAAUUUUAUGCAUGUUGAUCUAUAUUGACUUCCACUGACCCCCAAAAUUAUUUUUUAGCAAUUUAACGAACAGAUUAGGGCAAUGUGACAGCCAGGUGUAAUCCAUGAUUCAAAUUCCAGUGAAUCUGAAAAGAAUACUUUGGAAUUAUCCAGUAUGAAUCAGAGGUGGUAAUAGAAAAAGGUCUCAUAUUACCACGUUGAUUUUUGUUUGUCUCAUUUCAAUUUCCACAGUUUAUAAACAAUUACUGUUUUUAUUUUUGUCUGUCUUAAAAUGAAGUCUUUAAAAGUGGCAUGUAAUUAGGGUGUUCUUAGAUUUUUCAAAUGCAUUUUUGACAUUUGUAUAAAAGAAUUUGUGAUAAAGUUAAUAUCCAGGUGCUCACCAAAGAAAUGUCUGUAACCACUAAAAUUAGAUUUUUGUAACUGCUCAGUUUUCACUCAUUUAUAAUCAGUGAGAGAGACUGUCUAGAUGUUGGGGCAGCUCCAUGAUUUGAGUCUAUAACAUGUAAAAACUGAAUUUAGUACCCUAGUUUUAUGUUAAACUGCUAGGAUUUUCUCGAUAAAAGUUAUUUACCUUGCCUCCUUACCUUUAUUUCUCUUAAUUGACUUCUGAAUCCUGAGCUCCCUUUGCAGUCUGUGAAUAAGGUAUUACAGUCAGAUCAUGUACUGAUGAUAAAAGCCUCUGGUAGCAAUAAAAAGUUGUCCUUCA